AGGAUAUAUUUGAUAAAAUCCUGAUACUUUGAUGGUUUAGAGAACAUUUCGAAACUUUCAGGGUAUUUUUGAUAAAACAGAAAUAGUUCAAGGUUUAAUAUGUAUUUACCCUAGAAAUAAAUAGCCAAUAUAAGAGUAACACGUCGGCUAGGAAAUAAUUAAACAGUUUCCUAAGAUUUCCUUGACGAAAGAAAUAUGAAGAUGGCGAGAAUCGACGUGAUUUCUUCAUGUCUGGUUGGAACGACAAGCACCGAUGCAACUCCCAUCUCAAGAUUGGAGCUUACUCCAUGGGAUUUGCAAUUGCUGCAAUUCAAUCCUAUGCAGAGAGGCCUUUUCUUUCCCAAGCCCGAAUCCGAUCAAAAAUCUUACAUUCUUCACCUCAAGAACUCAUUUUCCCGAGCGCUCGACUUCUUUCCUCCCCUGGCCGGCCGCCUUGCCGCCGUUCCAGCCGCCGAUAAUUCUUUCUUUUACUUCGUCGACUGCAACAACGCCGGCGCGGAGUUCACUCACGCUGAUGCCCCGGCUGUAUCGGUUUCCCACAUCUUGGAACCGAAAUACAUACCUGAAAUAGUAUCCGAUCUCUUCCCAUUAGAGGGAUACUGCAACUGCGACGGCCUCUCGAAGCCUCUACUCGGCGUGCAAGUCACUCAGCUCGCCGACGGCGUCUUCGUGGGCUGCACGGCCAAUCACGCCGUCAUAGACGGCGUCUCUCUCUGGCAUUUCAUCAACUCUUGGUCGGAGUUGUCGCGCGGUUCCGCUACAAUAUCAAAACACCCCGUGUUCGACCGCUGGUUUCCAAGCAGCAUGCCCGACGACAACCGCCUCUUCCCUCUUCCGGCGCUGGAGAAAAUCCGGUACCCUCCACCUCCAUUAAUGGCGAGGGUUUUCCGCUUCAGCAAGGAAAGUCUGGCUGAGCUGAAAUCCAAGGCCAAUUCGGAAGCCGGCACGGACAAAAUAUCCACUCUGCAAGCACUCUCUGCUCAUCUAUGGCGGAGCACAACUCGGUGUCGGGGGGAAGAGGACGAUCUGAGCAGCCAGGAGGUUAGCAUCAUGAUGGCCAUCGGCGCGAGGGCCAGAAUCCCUCUCGCCGACGGCUAUUUUGGGAACGCAUUCAACAGUUCUUUUACUAAGAUGAGCACGUCGGAGCUGUUAGAAAGAGGAUUAGGGCACGCGGCGCUCAAGAUCAACGCUCAUGUUGCUGCGCAAAGUGGUGAAGCGGUGAUUAAAACGGUGGAGGAUUGGGUGAAGAAUCCGGUGGUGUUCCAGAGGUUUCCUCCGAGGAAAAGGAGCAGUGUGGUCAUGAUCGCGAGUUCGCAUCGGCAUAAUGUGUACGCCAACGAUUUUGGAUGGGGGAAGCCAAUUUCCGCCCUAAGCGGAAAGAUUGAGCAAUUUGAUGGGAAUAUGAAACUUUUUCCCGCCGCAGUUGCCGGCGGAAUCGACGUCGAAGUUUGCUUAGUGCCGGAGACCAUGCAGGCCAUGGAAGAUGAUGCGGAGUUUAUGGAAGCCAUGCUAAUCUGAAAAUGGAUUCGAAAUUUGGAACCAAUUUACUUUCUCUAUAAUCGUAUAAAUUAUGCAGUAAUUUUAAGGCUUUGGAAUUUAAAGAAAUAACUGCGAUGUAGAUUUGGCGUGUUAGCUCUAAACUAAAUUCCCUAUU
This is a messenger RNA of Salvia miltiorrhiza (redroot sage), 1654 nucleotides long. Its product is annotated as protein ENHANCED PSEUDOMONAS SUSCEPTIBILITY 1-like. Lineage: Eukaryota; Viridiplantae; Streptophyta; Magnoliopsida; Lamiales; Lamiaceae. The transcript has a single exon. Bases 196 to 1518 code for a protein of 440 amino acids. The record is from RefSeq and is a predicted model, not a curated record.